Messenger RNA from Zingiber officinale, 2907 nucleotides. Its product is annotated as WD repeat-containing protein PCN-like. NCBI's taxonomy places the organism in Eukaryota, Viridiplantae, Streptophyta, Magnoliopsida, Zingiberales, Zingiberaceae. Gene Ontology annotation, biological process: meristem maintenance; meristem growth. The record is from RefSeq and is a predicted model, not a curated record. Gene Ontology annotation, molecular function: protein binding. Bases 180 to 2573 code for a protein of 797 amino acids. The transcript is spliced from 11 exons.
CCUUCUCUCUUGAAACCCUCGGCCGGCGCGUGCCCGAUGCCGGUGGGCGACUCUCUCGGCGAAAUCUUUGGGUGAGAUUGGGGAUUCUGAUCCACUCAGCUAAGAAUAAUUCUUAGAUUCUUUCGAGGCGAUUUUGAGGUUCUUCUGUGCUUGUUUGGGCCCUUGUAUCGGAGCAAGCAAUGGAGAAGCUCCGGAUUCACCGAAGCAGGUCAGUCGAGUGGAAGCCUUCGGCGGUGGUGGCCCUUGCCACCAGUGCAGACGGAUCACGGGUUGCAGCGGCACGGGAGGACGGGUCCUUGGAGAUUUGGCUCGUCUCCCCUGGCUCCAUUGGAUGGCAUUGCCAGCUCACGAUGCAAGGAGAUCCUAGUUCGAGAGUGUCUUCGCUGUUGUGGUGCCGUCCAAGCCCGAGGAAUGCAGGCCUUGGACGUUUGCUGUCUUCUAGCAUAGACGGUUCUAUAUAUGAGUGGGAUCUCUACUCCUUAAAUAAAAAGGUUGUGUUAGAUUCAGUUGGAGUGUCUAUCUGGCAGAUGGCUUUAGAACCUUCUGAUGAUUCAAUGCAUACAGAUAAAACCAACAAUGAGCCUGUUUCAAAUGGCCACUCAAAUCAUCACGUUCAAAGUGAUUCUGAAUCUAGUUUUAGUGAUAAUGAAGGCAACAGUGAUAGUGAUGGUGAAUUCCAUGCAAUGACCACUCUGACUGCUAGUCAACGUUUAGCUGUUGCUUGUGACGAUGGUUGCAUACGCAUGUAUCAUGUCUUUGAUAAGGAUGAAUUGACUUAUAAUAGAUCUUUUCCAAGAGUUAGCGGACGCAUUUUAAGUCUUGCAUGGAGCCAUGAUGCAAGGUUGAUAUUUUCAGGAAGCAGUGAUGGUUUAAUAAGAUGUUGGUCUGUUGCAUCUUUCCAAGAAAAUUAUCGCAUUACAGUUGGUCUUGGAGGAUUGGGCAGUGGACAUGAACUUUGUAUAUGGUCCUUGAUCUUCUUAAGAUGUGGCACACUGGUCAGUGGAGAUAGUAGUGGAAGUGUUCAGUUUUGGGACAGUCAACAUGGGACACUUCUACAAGCCCACACUUAUCACAAGGGUGAUGCGAAAGCUUUAACAGCCAGUCAAGACGAUGUGUUUUCUGCUGGUUCAGAUGGACAGGUUGUUUUGUAUAAGCUUUCUAAGCUCACUGGAGAACAAAUGGUGAAAUGGAUCUAUGUUGGAUAUGUAAGAGCUCACACUCAUGAUGUAACAGCCUUAGCAAUGGCAAAGCCAAUUAGAAGAGAAGAUCUAUUCCAUGAUAAAAAGACACGCAAGAUUCGCCGUCAGGAAAAACCCAUAAAUUUUAGUUAUCACAAAUGGGCACGUUCAGGAGUUCCCAUGCUCAUUUCUGGUGGUGAUGAUGCUAAGUUAUUCGCAUACUCUGCAAAGGAGUUCACCCAAUUUUCACCUCAUGAUAUGUGCCCUGCACCCCAACGUCCAUUACUCAAGUUGGCAAGUACUACAAUAAACUGUGGGGUGCCAGUGAUGCUUUUUCAAUCCUCUGACUAUUUGGAUGUCUUGGAUGUGAAGAUAGAUGGUAAAUUGGUGGUUACACAACUUCUUGCUCGGGUCAAAAGCAAAGGUUCUAGAAAAAUAAUUUGUAGUGCUAUAUCUGGUUCGGGAAUGCUCUUUGCAUACUCCAAUCAAGUGAAGCCCUUCUUAUUUGAACUAAAGAAGCCUAAAGCUCAGAAAACUAAGUGGAUGAUUGAAAAAAUACAACUUCCAAAUAAACUGCCUUAUGCACAUUCUUUGCUCCUUAGUGCAGAUUCCUCGUGUUUGAUGCUAGCCGGUCAUGAUAGAAAAAUAUAUAUUGUGGACAUAAAAAAAUCUGAGAUAGUGCAGACUUUUGUUCCUCAGAGGAAGUUAGAUCGUAUGAAUGUUGUAGCUAACGAGCCUCCUAUAACACAAAUGUUUACCAGUGUGGAUGGACAGUGGUUAGCUGCUAUUAAUUCCUUCGGUGACAUUUAUAUAUUCGAUUUGGAGAUAAAAAGACAACAUUGGUUCGUGUCCAGGUUGAAUGAUGCUUCUGUCACUGCUGGUGGCUUUCCUCCUAAGAACAGCAACACUUUUGUUGUCACGACAGCUUCUAAUGAAAUCUUUGAGUUGGAUUUGAAAGCCAAAAAUCUGGGGGAAUGGUCAAAGCACCAUAGUGCCCAUCUUCCUCGUGCAUUUCAAGAAUUUCCAGGGGAAAUUAUUGGUCUAUCCUUUCUACCUUUCUCCUCAUCAACUUCAGCCAUCGUGUACAGUGCAAGGGCAAUGUGCCUGAUUAACUUUGCGAUACCAGCUGAUCAAGAUAUGGAAUUCCAGAAUGGGUCUGAUCAACCACUAGUGAAUCACGAUUGUAAAAACUCCAACGGGGCAAUGCAAAAGCGGAAAUUUCAGGAUCAUGAAUCCAGAACCAACGGAAAUGACUUUGACCUUUUUGUAUUCAAAGAUCCCACCCUAUUUGUUAGUCACUUCUCAGAAAAUUCCAUUUUGAUAGUAGAGAAACAGUGGAAGGAAGUUGUCAGAAACUUUGAAGCUCCAGUUCAUAGACAUAUUUUUGGAACUUAAACGUAAUACAUUUGUCGAAGAAUGUUGCAGAAGCGAAUUAGACUUGCAAUGACCGAGACUUGUUCAAAAGCUAAGCCAGGCCAGGCCAGACUUCCAUAGAGAAUGUAACAUGAAAAGUUCGAUGAAAUGGUUAAUGAUUGGAUUUUCCUAGAAUGAGGGUACUAAGGAAUUGGUUUUUAGUUUUAUGUGGAAUCAUCAAGCUAAUUAGGUCAACUAACUAGUUAGCUGGUGCUCAAAAGAGAAAUGUUUGUUCUAUGACAAUAAACUUACAAUAUUGAACUGUACCUUUUCAAGAUUGAUUACUAUCAACAUUAUCAGUAUUUUUAUCUUUUAA